Centruroides sculpturatus (bark scorpion) is the source of this 780-nucleotide messenger RNA. RefSeq names its product putative fatty acid elongation protein 3. Gene Ontology annotation, biological process: very long-chain fatty acid biosynthetic process; fatty acid elongation, polyunsaturated fatty acid; fatty acid elongation, saturated fatty acid. Gene Ontology annotation, molecular function: fatty acid elongase activity. The record is from RefSeq and is a predicted model, not a curated record. Gene Ontology annotation, cellular component: endoplasmic reticulum membrane. Lineage: Eukaryota; Metazoa; Arthropoda; Arachnida; Scorpiones; Buthidae. The transcript has a single exon. Bases 1 to 780 code for a protein of 259 amino acids.
AUGGAGAAAGUCGAAUAUUCCACACGAAGAGGAGAAUAUAAAUCGCUUUAUAUAGAAGAAUAUUUACAUCAAUACAUAGACAAUAAAUGGACUCAGAGUCUUUUACCUUACGCCGUUCCUAUGUCACUGGCAUACAUAAUAAUUAUCUUUUCUUUGAAAAAUUAUAUGAAGUCCCGGCCUCCGUUUCAGCUUCGUAGGCCACUCGUCUUCUGGAAUAUAUUAUUGGCGGCAUUCAGUAUUUGUGGCACUUUAAGAUUGCUUCCAGGGUUGUUGAUUUCAAUUCGAGAGUUCGGAUUUAUGUUCUCCGUGUGCAACCUCAGCUUUGCAUUAAAACAUCACCCGCUUCCAUUCUGGAUGUCUUUAUUUGCAUGGUCAAAACUCAUUGAAUUCGGAGAUACAUUAUUUAUUGUUCUUCGUAAGCAGAAACUGAUAUUUUUACAUUGGUAUCAUCAUGCUUUAACUCUGAUUUUUGUAUGGUAUUGCAAUUCCAAUGAAGCGUCCACUACAUAUUGGUGUAUGACGAUGAACAUGUUUGUACACAGCUUCAUGUAUACUUAUUACGCUAUGAAGGCGAUGAAGAUUAAUGUGCCUGUGUAUAUUGCCAUGACAAUUACUAUAAUGCAAAUUGCACAGAUGUUUAUGGCUUUUUUUCUUUCUUUAUUGGCCACUUAUACGUAUUAUAGUGGAAAAUACUGCGAACAGACCGACAUGACUCUGUUGAUUUCAAAUUGUUUGCUCAUGUCUUACGUAUGGUUGUUUUGUCGCUUUUUUCAAUAUUGA